GUUCCCAAAACCCAGUGAGGAAAAUGAAACAGGAGCUGCUCUAUCAGGGCCCUGUUUACAGCUAGAAAAUGGAAGCGCUGGCCAUUCAGACAGCACAGGUAAGCUCCUGGGUCCGGCACCUGCAGACUGAGGACACAGGCCCUGCCCUACAGGGAACCUGUAGGCCUCAAGGGAGACCAGGGCACAGGUGGCCACAUGCCUGAGGCACCUGGGAGGCUGUGCCCAGGUGCCAGGAAAUCUGAUCUGUGACUCCAAGGGGAAUUGCUACCCUGAGCAAACCCGCAACUUCUCACAAGGCAUUGUUGUCGUGUUCUUCUUAGCCUUCCCUGCCGUUUCUCUGGCUGGCUUCUCUCCUCUCGUCUCCCUAUUUACCCUUAGGACCCCUCCGUCACUGACUCCUCCCUGCACCUCCUGGAGGCCCCAGCUGCCGGAGACUCUGCACCCUUCGGUUUGCAGGUCACUGGCCAGAUGUCACAGCGUCCCUCCUGUGCCCUGGAGGGCUAGGAGUCCACAGGAGCAGCCCUUCCCGGACCAGCUGCAGAUUCACAGCUCCAAGAGAUGCUGGGAGCCACCUGCUCGUAGCCUCCUAGCCUGCAGAGGAAUCAGAAGGAAAAUCAACCCUCAACCCAAUGGGGAGCGCGACGUUCGCUGGUUCUCCAUUCCUGUGACCUCAGGGAAGCUCUUCUGGGCGCAGUAAAGCUUCUCCGCCUAGGUCGCAGCCCAUCUCUCCGCCUACACUCCGCCCAGCUCCCCCGCACCGCGUUUCUCCCAGCCCGCUGGACGGCGGUGCGCUCCAGCCUUCCAGCAGGGCUGCCCAGAACCCUGAGCUCGCCUGCCGGACAGUGCCAGCCGAGCGCGCACAGCCACCAGUGCUCCACGUCCUCACCCGCGGUGGGUAUCUCCCCACCCCUUCGGAGGAGGAGGGCCCUGAGGCUGGGCGGGGUGAUUUGUCCAAGGUUGCAGAGUGCUGACGCUCCUUCCCAGACCCCCAUGCAGACCCAAACCUCCCGGAGGAGUGUUGGGCUGCUAAUCUGUGCCCAAAGGGAAAUCUGGGCGGCUCCUCCUCUUCGCUGGCUCGGGAACUGACUGGCUGCGUUCAGGCUGCGACGGCCUGGACUUUGCUCCUGUUGUCCUCGCUAGGAACUGUCCUGGGAAUCCAUAGCUCCUUUGGACUCCGUGGAGGGAGGGUGGAGCGAGACACCCACAGCUGAGCCCGGUGCCCUCAUUACCCGGAUGGGCAGAUCCCGCGACCCGCAGGGCUGCAGGUGUGGGCUCCGGAUGAUGGUGAAGUAAGAAUUAUUUUGCUGUUGUUCAGAGAGGCAGGCUGGGAGCCUGACAGCCCCGCAAAGGCUCACCGGCCACGCCCGAAGCAUCUCCACUGCUGGAAAGCAACUCCCAGCAAUGACCCACUGGAGACUGGGCCUGGGCCUGGGGUUGUGCCUGCUGGCCAGUGCAGGCCUGUGGGUCCUGUGGCUGUGUGCAGAGAACUGGCUGCCGGUGUCCCACGUGCCCUACUACCUCCCCUGUCCAGAGAUCUUCAACAUGAAGCUGCAGCACAAGGAGGAGAAGCCACUGCAGCCCAUGAAACAGUUCCAGUACCCUCAGCCCAGGCUGGUGCAGCACAGGCCCACAGAGCUCCUGACGCUCACACCCUGGUUGGCUCCCAUCAUCUCCGAGGGAACCUUCAACCCGGAGCUGCUGAUGCGCAUCUACCAGCCCUUGAACCUGAGCAUCGGCCUCACGGUGUUUGCUGUGGGGAAGUACACCCAAUUCGUCCAGCACUUCCUGGAGUCAGCGGAGAAGUUCUUCAUGCAUGGCUUCCAGGUGCAUUACUACAUCUUCACCCAUGACCCUGCAGCCAUUCCUAAGGUCCUGCUGGGCCCCCACCGGCUCCUCGACAUCAUCCCCAUCCAAGGUUACACCCACUGGGAGGAGAUCACCAUACGUCGGAUGGAGACCAUCAGCCGGCACAUUGCCAAGAGGGCGCACCAGGAGGUGGACUAUCUCUUCUGCCUCGAUGUGGACAUGGUGUUCCAGAACCUGUGGGGCCCUGAGACCUUGGGGGACCUGGUGGCUGCCAUUCACCCAGGCUAUUUCUCUGCAACCCGCCAGCAGUUCCCCUAUGAGCGCAGGCAGGUUUCCACGGCCUUUGUAGCCGAAAACGAAGGGGACUUCUAUUAUGCUGGGGCAGUCUUCGGGGGGCGAGUGGCCAACGUGUAUGAGUUCACCAGCGGCUGCCACAUGGCCAUCCUGGCAGACAAAGCCAAUGGCAUCAUGGCGGCCUGGCAGGAAGAGAGCCACCUGAACCGCCGCCUCAUCACACACAAGCCUUCUAAGGUUCUGUCUCCCGAGUACAUCUGGGAUGCCACGAAGCCCUUGCCACCCAGCCUGAAGCUGAUCCGCUUUGCUACGCUCGUCAAGGAUAGCAGAUGGCUGAGGAGCUGACAGCAGAGCCUGGGCCACACAGUCCCCUGCCCCAGUGUAAGCCUUAGGUAGAGACCAGCCCCAUCCUGCCUCACUCUCUCUGUCACGAGUCCAGCAGGAGGAGCUGGGUGGAGAGGUGGCUGUCAGCUGUACAGGGCCGCACACCCACGGCUGCACGGUGAUCUGGCAUGAGGAUGAUGACAGGAGGAGGAGACGCGAAGCUAUAAAGGGCAGGGCCUGGCAGGCUUCCCCUGGCCAAGGACACGUGCCCCACUCAAAGUGCCUGAAGUCCUGCUGCUGUCCCCUUUGGUGGCCUAGUGCUCUUGAAGCUGCACUUUGCCCCCCCCCGUGCACAGCAGCCAGGACCCCUUACCUCUGGCUGGAGUGGUCCUGGGUACCGUGAUGCUGCCCAGCCAUAGACCGCCAGCCCCUUACUCAGAACCCCAGAGCCGGGCCUCCGUGAUGGACCCAGCCUAGGCUCCCCCUGGCCACGUGCUGGAGUCAAAUUGCCUUUCAUAAUAGUGCCUGAGGUGAUUUUCAAUAAAGGUGGUGUGGGCAACUGUUCUACUGGCUUCCAGGGAUACAGGCAGACUGGACUGCCCCCGCACUCACCCUGGGAUUACGGGGUAUGGUUAUUCCAGAAAGCCUAGGCUAAAGUUGCCUGCUGCCACAAAUGAGAACUUCUACCCAGCUCCUUGCCACAGAAAGGCAUCCUUCGAGGUCUGCAGGAGGCCUGGGUAAAUGGGAACCUGUAGCCCCACCUGGGCAUGGGCCAGCAGAGCCUGCACUGGAGGACCUCUCUGAUCAGUCCCUGGGGUCACCUCAGCCUCAGGAAGCCAUGGGGAGCUGGGGAGAGAUGGGGUGUGGUGUGGGUGGAAGACUUGGCGGCCUGGUAUCUGGCAACAUCUUUCCCAUGGCAGGAGGAAACAAUAGGUUGGGAGAGACCUGUGGUCAUGUGGGCACCCCUCGACCUGGCCCCCGAACAAGGCUGGGGGCAGCCUUGAGCCUACUCUUCUUAGAACUCCCGGUAUAGCAGGGAAGCAGGGAGCCAUCCCCGAAAUGUGAGCCCUUGGAGUCAUCAGGGCAGUAACAUGGUGUGGGCUGGAGAGGACUGGAGUCCCAGAGAGACACAAAUGGACCCAUGGAUUGUGUGUCCCCGGGAAGCAACCCCUGCCAGGGCUGUCUGGGCCACCACUCAGAGGAGGGGUCUAUGACUCGGGGCUGUGUUGAAGGAGCAGGCCCUGCCUGCAGGGAGCUUCUGCUUGGAGCACAAGGUGGCUCCUGGACUUGGAGACCAGUGGAGACCCAGAGGCCUGGGCAGCGUCAGCCUGCAGGGGAGGCUCCCAGGUUCUUACUCCCUGCCUGGCUCUGGGGCUUCGCCCAGCGUGGUGGGCCUCAGCCCCUGGGCACAAUGGCUAAUUGGAGACCCUGUGCCAGGGCACAGCCCUCGGACACCGGCUGAGCAAGUGAUGGGCAGAACCCAGCUGCUGAAACCAAACUGCUGCCCAGGUUGCUCUCCCAGCAGGUAU
Molecule: messenger RNA, 3953 nt
Organism: Chinchilla lanigera (long-tailed chinchilla)
Lineage: Eukaryota; Metazoa; Chordata; Mammalia; Rodentia; Chinchillidae
Gene: Gbgt1
Product: globoside alpha-1,3-N-acetylgalactosaminyltransferase 1
Exons: 7
Coding region: 1402-2445 (347 amino acids)
Biological process (GO): carbohydrate metabolic process
Cellular component (GO): Golgi apparatus; vesicle; membrane
Molecular function (GO): globoside alpha-N-acetylgalactosaminyltransferase activity
Source: RefSeq, a predicted model, not a curated record